ACCGUCGCCCCUCCGUCGUCCCACAGACAUAUCGAAAAGAACGAGCCGAGCCGCCUCCAGAGCUCACCAGAUCGAUCGUUCGAUCCCCGAAAAUCUCUUCCCCCCCAAACCCUAGCAGGCAUGGCGACCGAGACGGAGCCCACCGCGGCGCCGCGCCUCCUCCUGGGCCCGCCCCUGAUCCGCGCCGCGCGCCCGUCCCCUGACUCCUCCGCCGCCGCCACCGGCGACGCGUCGCACCCGUUCCUCGACCUCCUCGACGCGGCCUUCAACGCGCCGUCGCCGGCGGCGCUCAAGCCGCGGAGGGCGCUCACGGAGAACUGCUCCGCCACGUACGCCAACUCGGGCAACCCCUGCCUCGACCUCUUCUUCCAGGUGGUCCCCGACACGCCCGCGGACCGCGUGCACCAGCUCCUCGCCGCCGCCUGGGCGCAGGACGCGCCCACGGCGCUCCGCCUCGCCUGCAACCUCCGCGGCGUGCGCGGCACCGGCAAGUCGGACAAGGAGGGCUUCUACGCCGCCGCGCUCUGGAUGCACGAGCACCACCCGCGCACGCUCGCCUGCAACGUCGCCGCGCUCGCCGAGUUCGGCUACCUCAAGGACUUCCCCGAGCUGCUGUUCCGCCUCCUCCGCGGCCCCGACGUGCGCGCGCUCGCCAAGGCCGGCGCCGAGGCCGACAAGGCGCGCAGGAAGGCCAAGGGCCUCGCCACGCAGCGGGAGGGCUUGCGGGCUAGGCUCGCCGGCCGCAAGCGCGCCCGCGAGCUGGCACCCGUGCCGCCCAAGGCCACCUUCGGCGACUUCCUCUCCGCCGCGCUCUCCAAGGCCGGCAAGGGCAGCAAGCCCGUGGAGAUUGUCCCGGUCCAGGAGCCCGCGGAGGUGCAGAAACCCGAAGCGAUGGAGGUGGACCAGAAGAAGACGACGGCGGCGAGUAAGCCGCGGCGGAUGUCGAAGAAGGUACGCACGGUUGCCAAGCUCGCCGUGCAGUCGCUGGAGACGUACUACGGCGACCGUGCCUACCGCUUCCUGUUCGACGCCGUCGCCGACUUCUUCGCCGCGCUCCUCACCUCGGACCUCGAGCAGCUGGCCUCCGGCGGUAAAAAGCGGAAGAUCGGGCUCGCCGCCAAGUGGUGCCCCACGCCAGGCUCGUCCUUCGACCGCACCACUCUGCUCUGCGAGGCCAUCGCCCGCCGCCUCUUCCCGCGCGACUCGGACCCCGAGCUCACCCAGCUCUCGGACGAGCACUACGUGUACCACGCCCUACACCGCCUCCGCCGCAAGGUGCUCGUGCCGCUGCGCAAGGUGCUGGAGCUCCCGGAGGUGUACAUGAGCGCGCAGCGGUGGUCGGAGCUGCCCUACACCCGCGUCGCCUCGGUGGCCAUGCGGCGCUACAAGUUCCUCUUCAAGAAGCACGACGAGGAGCGCUUCGACAAGUACCUGGAGGACGUGGAGGCUGGCAAGGCCAAGAUUGUGGCGGGCGCGCUCCUGCCGCACGAGAUCGCCGCGGCCGCCUACCGCGGCCAGGAUGACAAUGUGUCGGAGCUGCAGUGGCGCCGCAUGGUGGACGACCUCCGUUCCAAGGGGUCGCUGCGCAACUGCAUCUCGGCCUGCGACGUGUCCGCGAGCAUGAGCGGCACCCCGAUGGAGGUGUGCAUCGCGCUGGGCGUGCUCACCUCGGAGCUCAGCGAGGAGCCGUGGGCCGGCAAGGUGAUCACCUUCAGCGAGAACCCGGAGAUUCACCUGAUCCGCCAGAAGAUGGACUUCGUGCGGCACAUGCACUGGGGCGGGAGCACCAACUUCCAGGGGGUGUUCGACCAGAUCCUCCGCACGGCAGUGGAGGUGAGUCUGGCGCCGGAGAAGAUGAUCAGGACCGUGUUCGUGUACAGCGACAUGGAGUUCAAUAUGGCGUCGGGGAGCGCCUACGCCUACUACUACAGCCGGCGGGAGUCUGUUCCGUGGGAGACUGACUACGAGGUGAUCUGCAAGAAGUUCAGGGACGCUGGCUACGGCGACGUGGUGCCCCAGAUCAUCUUCUGGAACCUGCGCGACUCGAAGUCGACGCCGGUGACGUCGACCCAGCCGGGGGUGGCCAUGGUGAGCGGCUUCUCCAAGAACUUCCUCAAGAUCUUUCUGAAGAACGACGGCGUGGUGAACCCUGAGGCCAUCAUGAUGGAAGCCAUCGCCGGCGAAGAGUACCAGAAACUCGUCGUCUACGACUAGAUCCAUGCAUUGUCAGUUGUCAUCUUCAGCCUAGUUGGUCUGUCGUGCUGUUGGAUUAGCUUGUUUUCAGAAUUGUGAACAGCUGGCUUGCUGUGCUUGAUUAGCUUCUUUUCUGAAAUAAAACCAAAAUCAUGCCUGAUUGGAAUUGUUUUGCUUCAUGCAAUGUACUGAUCGAUCAUCACUUGGGAGUGCAUGAAUUUAUUGACCGUGCCUUGUGAAUUCCGAGCAGCUUUAGC
This is a messenger RNA of Triticum urartu, 2450 nucleotides long. Lineage: Eukaryota; Viridiplantae; Streptophyta; Magnoliopsida; Poales; Poaceae. The record is from RefSeq and is a predicted model, not a curated record.